AUGGCCGGCGGCCGAAUCCUGGCCACGGGCGGAGUCGCGGGCGGGGCAUGGCUGUGGAUGGCCGCACCCGUGAAAACUUUUCCUGCUAAUGAUGAUCGCUGCUCGCUAGGGACACCACCCACCAGACAGUCACAUGACUCUUAUCACUUCUUCGGUUCUCCUUUAUUUUACUCCGAGUGGAAAGCCCAAUUCCAAAAUGCCGGCCGCCCGGCCCCAUCGAGCUCAGCCUGCUGUCCAGCCAUCCCUGUCACGGGUAACCUGCUCAGCCACGGUGCUUUCGGAGCUCAGUGCCUCAGCCCUCAGUCACGCACACCUACCUCCAACAGCACGUCCGGAUCAUCUGCGACCGCGAGCCCUCGCUCCAACCGUCGCCGACCGGUGCGACUCCAGGCGCAGCGGCGAUUAGCUCCGGGAAGGCGCAGCAGCGGCCGCACGCCGUGCUCAUCCCGCAGCCGGCGCAGGGCCACGUCACGCCGAUGCUGCACCAACGUCAACUCCGAGUACAACCACUGCCGCCUGCUCCAGUCCCGCGGCAAGGACUCCCUCGUCGGCACCGACGGCUUCCGCUUCGAGGCCGUCCCCGACGGCCUGCCGCAGUCCGACAACGACGACGUCACCCAGGACAUCGCCGCGCUCUGCCUGUCCACCACCGAGCACAGCGCCGCGCCGUUCAGGGACCUGCUGGCGAGGCUGAACGCCACGCCCGGCAGCCCGCCGGUCACCUGCGUCAUAGCUGACGGCGUCAUGAGCUUCGCGCAGAGGGUCGCCGAGGAGAUGGGGACCCUGGCCUUGGUUUUCUGGACCACCAGUGCGUGCGGUUUCAUGCACUUCGCCGAGCUCAUCAGACGAGGCUACGUGCCACUGAAAGACGAAAGUGACCUGACGAACGGGUACCUGGACACCGCAAUCGACUGGAUCCCCGGCAUGCCGGGCAACCGUCUGAAGGACAUCCACAGCUUCAUCAGGACAACGGACAGGGACGACGUGAUGCUCAACUUCGACGGCGGCGAGGCGCAGAACGCGCGCAAGGCCCGCGGGGUCAUCCUCAACACGUACGACGCGCUGGAGCAGGACGUGGUGGACGCGCUGCGCCGCGAGUUCCCGCGCGUGUACACCGUCGGCCCGCUCACCACGUUCGCGAACGCCGCGCGAGGUAGCGGGCUGGACGCUAUCGGCGGGAACCUCUGGAAGGAGGACACGAGCAGCCUCCGGUGGCUGGACACGCAGCGGCCGGGCUCGGUGGUGUACGUCAACUUCGGCAGCAUCACGGUGAUGACCGCCGAUCAGCUCGCCGAAUUCACCUUGGGCCUGGCGGGGCUGCGGCUGGCCGUUCCUGUGGGUCAUCAGGCCGGACCUCGUGUCCGGCGAGAACGCCAUGCUGCCAGAGGGGUUCGUCACGGACACCAAAGAAAUGGGGAUCCUGGCGAGCUGGUGCUCUCGCACCCGUCCGUCGGCCUGUUUCUGACGCACUGCGGGUGGAACUCGACGCUGGAGAGCAUAUGCACCGGCGUGCCGAUGCUCUGCUGGCCGUUCUUCGCUGAGCAACCGACGAACUGCCGGUACGUGUGUGACAAAUGGGGGAUUGGGAUGGAGAUCGACAGUGAUGUGAGGAGACAGGAGGUGGCGCGGCUCGUGCGCGAGGCAAUGGACGGGGAGAGUGGCAAAGCGAUGAGAGUGAAGCCGAUGUGUGUGGAAGGAGAAAGCUCGACAAGCAGUGGACGAAGAUGGAUCUUCCAGGAAAAACCUGGACCGACUGGUCGAGUUCCUGCUCGCAGGGAAUGA
Molecule: messenger RNA, 1782 nt
Organism: Miscanthus lutarioriparius
Lineage: Eukaryota; Viridiplantae; Streptophyta; Magnoliopsida; Poales; Poaceae
Source: the annotation of a GenBank genome assembly